UGCUCCUUCUGCCCGUCUCCUGGAGCAGGAAGUGGUUGUGUUUAGCUGAGGUGCGAGAGCUCCCAUGGCUGCAGGGAGCUGCGAGCCCGGAGGAAAGGAAUGGACGGAGAGGGCGAGACGCGGCUCUUCCCCACCCUGUCCCCAGCCAUCCCCUCCCUCCUGAAACUGGGGCUGACCAUCGCCUACACCGUCUUUUAUUCGUUGCUCUUCGCCUUUGUCUACGUCCAGCUCCUGUUGAUUCUGCACUAUCGGCACAAGAGGCUGAGCUACCAAACGGUGUUCCUCUUCCUCUGUUUGCUCUGGGCUGCUCUGAGGACCAUUCUCUUUUCGUUUUAUUUCGAGGACUUUGCGCAGGCCAACUCGCUCGGCCCCUUCCCCUUCUGGCUGCUCUACUGCUUCCCGGUUUGCCUUCAGUUCUUCAGUUUAAGCUUGAUGAACCUCUACUUCACCCAGGUGAUUUUUAAAGCAAAAUCGAAGUAUCACCCAGAGCUUCAAAAAUACAGGCUCCCCCUUCAGCUGGUCUUCCUGCUGGCCAGUCUCCUGUUCUUCGUGGUCAACCUGACCUGCGCCCUGCUUGUGAAGAUCACGCACUAUGAAACCAGGACCAUUGUGUUUGUCCGUGUGGCCGUCAAUGACACACUCUUCGUGCUGUGUGCGAUCACCCUCUCCAUGAGCCUGUACAAGAUUGCUAAAAUGUCCCUGGCCAAUAUAUACUUAGAAUCCAAGGGAACAUCAUUGUGUCAGGUUGUGGUGGUGGGAUUGUUAAUUAUAUUACUGUACACAUCAAGGGCUUGCUACAACCUGGUCGCUAUUACACUCACCUCCUAUAACCACAUGAGGAUGUUUGAUUAUGACUGGUACAAUGUGUCUGAUCAGGCAGAUCUACAGAUUCAACUGGGGGAUAAAGAGUACUUAGUGUUUGGGGUGGUCCUAUUCAUCUGGGAACUGCUUCCCACUGCUCUGGUUGUCCUGUUCUUUCGUGUAAGGAGACCCAUUCAAAGUCUGAUGGGGAAUAGAAUACCUUACAGUCACGGAUUCACUCCCAGAGCAUUUUUCUUUGAUAAUCCACGACGCUAUGACAGCGAUGAUGACUUAACCUGGAACACAACAUCCUACAGUGCAUUCAGCAGCACGCUUGAUCAAUAUGGAUCUAGGAACCAAAGCUAUGAGGAAUUUGCUUCCUUUGCUUCAGAUACCUGUGCGCCAAUAGCAGCAGAAGUUCAUCUGUACAACUCCACCCCUUCACUCAUGAUCUGAAGAAAUAUUACUUUUUAAAUAAGUUAAUCACACUCCAGUUAAUAGAUAUUGCAGAAACAAGGUCCCACAGCAUGUACGGCUGGAAUGGUUGUGCUGGACGAUGCACGUGUAAAUGCAAAGGACUCAAAUUAAACAGUUUUUUUACUGACAUAAUAUUACCUUUGUGAAUGUAAAUUUUUAAAAAAUAAAUUGAUUCAUUUGUCUGUGACUAAUUAAUGUAGCCUGUGGAUUAGUUUCUGUGACUAUUGUACAGUCCCCACUAGAAUCUAUAAUCCACCAAAUCAUAAUAAAUUUAACACAAGACAUAGGAGCAGAAUUAGGCCAUUCGGCCCAUCGAGUCUGCUCUGCCAUUCGAUCAUGGCUGAUUUAUUUUUCCCUCUCACCCCCAUUCUCCUGCCUUCUCCCCAUAACCUUUGACACCCUUACUAAUCAAGAGCCUAUCAACCUCCAUUUUAAAUAUACCCAAUGACUUGGCCUCCACAGCCAUCUGUGUCAAUAAAUUCCACAGAUUCACCACCCUCUGGCUAGAGAAAUUUCUCCUCUCUGCUCUAAAGUGACGUCUUUCUAUCCUGAGGCUGUGCCCUCCGGUCCUAGACUCUCCUACUACUGGAAACAUCCUCUCCACAUCCACUCUAUCCAGGCUUUUCAAUAUUCAGCAGGUUUCAAUGAGAUCUCCCCUCAUCCUUCCAAACUCCAGCAGUUACAAGCCUAGAGCCAUCAAAUGCUCCUCACACAUGAUCCCAGGCAUGAAAGGGUUAAUUCUCGUAAACCUCCUCUGGACCAAUGCCAGCACACCCUUCCUUAAAAUUGGGGCCCAAAACUGCUCACAAUACUUCAGAUGUGGUCUGACAAACGCCUUAUAAAGCCUCAGCAUUACAUCCUUGCUUUUAUUUUCUAGUCCUCUCAAAAUGAAUGCUAACAUUACAUUUGUGUUCCUUACUACUGACUCAAUCUGCAAAUUAACCUUUCGGGAAUCCUGCACUAGGACUCCCAAAUCCCUUUGCACCUCUGAUUUCUGAAUUCCCUCCCCAUUUAGAAUAUAGUCUAUGCCUUUAUUCCUUCUACCAAAGCGCAUGACAUACAUUUCCCUAUGCUGUAUUCCAUCUGCCACUUCUUUGCCCAUUCUCCCAACCUGUCCAAGUCCUUCUGCAAACUCCCUAAUUCCACAACACUACCCACCCCUCCACCUAUAUUUGGUAUCAUCUGCAAAUUUGGCUACAAAACCAUCAGUUCCUUCAUCCAGAUUAUUAACAUAUAAUGUGAAAAGUAGCGGACCCAACACUGACUCCUGCAGAACACCACUAGUCACUGGCAGCCAAGCAGAAAAGGCCCCCUUUUAUUCCCACUCUUUGCCUUCUGCCAGUCAGCCAAUCUUCUAUCCAUGCUAGUACCUUUCCUGUAAUACCAUGGCCUCCUAUCUUGUUUAGCAGCCUCAUGUGCAGCACCUUGUCAAAGGCCUUCUGAAAAUCCAAGUAAACAACAUCCACUGACUCUCCUUUGUCUAUCCUGAUUUGUCAGGCAAGAUCUCCCCUUAACAAAACUAAUGCUGACUUUGGCCUAUUUUAUCAUGAUCUUCCAAGUACCCCGAAACCUCAUCCUCAUCCUUAAUAAUGGACUCCAAAAUAGAACAUUACAGCACAGUACAGACCCUUCAGCCCAUGUUGUUGUGCUGACCCUUUAAUCUAGUCUAAGAUUAUUGCACUGCACUUUCUCUGUAGCUGUGACACUUUACUCUGUACUGUUAUUGUUUUUACCUGUACUACAUCAAUGCACUCUGUACUAACCCAAUGUAACUGCACUGUGUAAUGAAUUGACCUGUACGAUCGGUAUGCAAGCCAAGUUUUUCACUGUACCUCGGUACAAGUGACAAUAAUAAACCAAUACCAAUAUUUCUAUCAUCC
Molecule: messenger RNA, 3158 nt
Organism: Pristis pectinata (smalltooth sawfish)
Lineage: Eukaryota; Metazoa; Chordata; Chondrichthyes; Rhinopristiformes; Pristidae
Gene: gpr137ba
Product: G protein-coupled receptor 137Ba
Exons: 7
Coding region: 100-1257 (385 amino acids)
Biological process (GO): negative regulation of osteoclast differentiation; negative regulation of bone resorption; positive regulation of TORC1 signaling
Cellular component (GO): lysosomal membrane
Source: RefSeq, a predicted model, not a curated record